AUGUUUUCAGAAAGAUUAGUCAGAGUUACUUUGACUCUACCAAAAUUUGAAGGCAAUCCAAAAUUUGAAUUAGAAGCUCAAACUACUACUUCAAGUUCAAGUAUCGCUCUUCAUUAUAUUUAGGGAUCAUUUCAAUCCCCUCUAGACCCUAACCACUUAGAAAUCGAUGUCAUAAACAUGCUAUGACUUCUAUUUCCAAUCCAAAGCAUCCCCAACUCUAUACUCCCAUGCAAGAAAGCAAAAGAGCUAAGAGAUUAAAGAAUAUUCCUUAUGAACUCUAAUGUUUCACUCCACAACUUCCAAAUAAAAAUUUUACCUCUAGUCACUUGAUGUGUAAUGAAUUACUCAAACCUUAAUCUAAUAGUAUUCAAAAUAAGGAUAAAUGGCAGAUCAAAUCUUAUAUUCCUAAAACAAAUAAUGUGUUCAGUUUAUAUAAAUUAAAAAAAAUUGAUUAAGAAGAGAAGAGAAAAGAAAAAUAUUAAGAUUUGUCAUAAUUUAGAAAUCUGAAUAGGAAGAAUAUUGAAAUCGAAAAAAUUAAAGUAAUAAUUACUAAUAAUAGUUAGAGAUAUACUAAAUAAAGGUUAGUCACUGAGAAUUUGAUAAGUGAAUUUAUUCGAUAAUUCAAGUCUCGUGCUAAAAUUGAGAAUUUCAGUUUCAAUCUAUGAAGAUGAAUUGAAAUUGUUGAUAGACUGUCUCAAUAUAUAACUAUCAUAUAAAUGUUGUUCAUCAUUAAAAACAUUUUAUAUUAAAACAAUAAUAAUUUUAAUAAAAAGAAUGCUUCAAAAUUUUAUUCAGUUUCAAUCAUCUAUAGGUAAAGCUUAUUGGUAAUAAACAAGAAAACCGGGAUAAACUACUUAAAUUCUUAUAAAAUUGGCAAUUAUUACAAAGUUAUAGACUCAUAGGGUUCAAUAAUGAAGAAUCAGAAAUAAAAUUCUCUAUCUAUUGUACUUUAUAUGUUUAACUCUUUAUAGAACAAAUAUACAUUUGCAGAAGAUUAUUCCGAUUAGGAAAGAGCCUUUAAACUAUACUAAACAUUUUUGAAAAAAAAUACUUAUAAAGUCCAAAAAAAGCAUAUAAUUAAAUUCCUCAUGCUGUCAAUGAAAUGACUACUUAUUCAGUGUAUAUAUUCUAUUUCUUUUUUCAUUUGAUUGAAAAUAUCAUGGUCAUUCAUUAAAUGGGAUUUUUUGAGAAGAAAUUUAAUCAUAAAUUGCUAAAAAUAACAUCACACACAUUCUGGACCUUAGGCUUACUAACUUAGCUUGUCUAUUACUUGAAUAGACUCAGAUCAGCAUUUCGAAGGUAUAUUUAUCUUUAUAGAGAGAGAGUUAGAAUUGAAAUCUUAAAUCUAAAAUGGAAUGACCAAUGGAGAUUUUCUUGAGUAAUUGAAGUUCCUUUCAAAAGAAAGAUAUUAAUAUGGAUUGUUAAUUUUAAGAAUCAUUGGUGAUCUAGCUUGCGCUAUGUAGAAAGCAUAAAUUCCUGAAAAAAUUGUAACUAAUUGCUAAUAUACAAGCUACAUACAAGAUUUAAUAGAGGACUAGUUGCAUGUGGAGGGAUGUUAAGCUCAAUAAUCUAGAUUUAUUUAUAAGCAUCUAAAAUCAAUAAAAAAUAGAAUUUCAUUGAAGUAUGA
Paramecium octaurelia is the source of this 1627-nucleotide messenger RNA. The record is from the annotation of a GenBank genome assembly. Lineage: Eukaryota; Ciliophora; Oligohymenophorea; Peniculida; Parameciidae.